UUUUUCUAAGAAUAUCACAGUCCAUUAUUUGUUGACAUUUCGCCGGACCGCGAAAUAAUUAAAAAAUAAAAUGGACUAAACAGCCGACUGUCAUAUCAUUUAUUUUGCAAUGUUCCGAAUCGCUGCAUUAAAUGACAGCAUUAGCAGUGAAGGAAGCCAGAAUGAUGUGGCACCUCGAGAAGCAACAAAAGAAGCUAAGGAAGCUGAGGCAUUCACACUGUAUGGUAAAGCAUUGGAUUUGCUGAGACGAGGAAAGACUGAUGAAGCAGAGGAAGUCUUUCAGGAUCUCAUAGAUCAUGAAUUCCUUAUUGAGGCAUAUGAUUUACUUGAAGAAAGAGGUAAAGAUGCAAUACAUCCAGGUUUACAGCUGUUGUAUUCAAUACAAAAGAAUCUGGCUGCCAUGGCAACAAAGAGGAAAGAUUAUAAAUUGGCCUUGGAUUGUUAUCUGGAGGCUGUAAAGAUAGACAACUCUGAAGUGACUGUCUGGUACAAGGUUGGAGUAACUGCCCUUGUUCUUGAGGAUUUUCAACUUGCAAUGCUGGCGUUUGAGCAGGGAUUGAACUGCAAUCCAAAACACUGGCCCUGUCUGGACAAUGUCAUCUCUAUACUGUAUGCUUUGAAUAACUACCUUGAAUGUCUGUAUUACAUAGCAAGAAGUUUUGAGUUAGAUACAACCUAUGGGAAGGGGUAUGCUUUAAGGAACAAAAUAUGGGCAGAACAGCAGUCCUUGAAAAAAGAUACUGAAGAAUUCUUCAAAGAUUGUGAUCCUGUUAUAAACACAUACCAGAUUGAUCCGGAGGAGGCCAAAGAGUAUGUAGAUGAGGCAUUGGCAAUGAGAAAGAGGAACCAGGUUGUUUGUAAACCACCUGAACCAGAGCGAUUAACCUUCCCACCUAGAAUCAAGCAGUAUAGUUGGAAGUGUAUAGGGGAGCUAUUGAUAGAGCUGUAUGAUAAAGCUACCACCUCAGAUCCUCCAGUGAGUCUAGGUUUGAAAGUGGAUGUACCAGAUUACAGCAAGUUGCCUGCCGAAGAUGAUAUUACAGAUGCUGAUGAUGUUAACAAAGACAAUGAUAAUGCUAUUGGUGAGAAUAAACCUGAUAAUAGCUUAAUGAGUGGUGAAAAUCGAAUGGAAUGUGAUAAUAUUGAAGACAUUGACAAGGCUAAUAUUGAUGUUGAUAAAGUACCAACUUCAGAAGACAUGGCAAAACAUGGUGAUGAUGAAAUGGAAGUGGAUAAAGUAGAUAUUUGUGAAGGUGAUGAGAAAACAGGGAAGACUUCUGAAAAGGUUGAUCAAAAAGAUGACAGAGAAGUUGAAACAAAUAUCAAUCAGAAUUGUUCUGGUGCUAGGGAUGAAUUAAAGAAUGGAGAUGGGAAUAUGAAAGUUGAAGCCGAGGAAGUUGACAAUUCUAUGAAAGUGACUGAAGAUGAGGCUAAGGAAAAAGAUGAAAUAGAUACUGGUUUAACUCAAUGUAAUGACAAUCUUAAGUCAAGUGCUGUAAAAAGUGACAAAUGUGAACAAGAAUCAAAAGUCAAUGAACAAAAUGUUUUAAAUGGUGGAACAAAAUCUGUUGAAAUUAUUGAAAACAAUAAAACUGACACAGAAUCAAAAGUGAAAUCUCCUAUUACUGACGAAAAAGAUGCUAAAGAAGAAUGUAUGGAAAUUGAAAACAUAUCAGAAGACAGCUCUUCCAUACAGGAGGCUCUUAUCACUGCACAUGCCUUGUUAAAUAGCCUGAGUCCAAUGAAAUCAGAAGCUUUUCCUGGCUGUCCUGCAGGUCCCAGUCCUAAAUUCAAAAUUGAACCGGAAACAAGUACUGAUGUUCCAGAGAAGAAACUGGAGAUUGGUAAUGAAGGUGGGUACCUGGAGAAACAAUCUAAUGAUUUAGUUAGUGACAGUUUGGCGAAAGUGAAUACUGAAGAGGAUGACAGGGGCAAAAGCACUGAUUUACAAAAGUCUACAGGUUUAAUUACAAAAUCAACAAGUUAUGGCUUCACAGUGUCAGAUAUGCUGUCUGAAGAAGUGGAACCUGUUGUGAUGUCAAAAGACAAGUCUGAAAUUCCUGAUGCUGAAAAAAGUAAAGAUGUUAAACCAGAUGUAGUGGCUGAAUCAGAUAGGUUUAAUGUAAUGAAUGCUGAGAGGAAACUUAUUUCCUGUGACUCUCCUAUAGUUAUUGAUUCAUCAUCAGCUAGUCAAAGUCCUCAUUCUAGACCACAAACUGUUCCAAUAUUGGCAGAAUCACCUACAACCAGUCAGGUGUUGACUGGUUCUAGUGUAACUGCAUCAACAGAAACAUUAGGUGGUUCAGUAAAUGUAACACAGUCUGAAAUAAGAGCACCUGUUGUAAAUGUGUCUUCACCUUCCUCUAAAUGUUCAGUUUCUGUAUCAGAUCAUGGUUACUCCAGGGCGUUCAGUGAAAUGCCAUUUAGUGAAUCUACGCCAAAGAAAACUUCUGUUUCAAUGUCAUCAGCAGGGCGUUCUCCAAGUAGUUAUAUUGUUAUGCAGGAUUCUCAGUCAUCAGCCAGUUACAUAGAAGUUCCAUUGGAUAUUGAUGAUAGAAGUCCUUCAAGUAGGAAAGCCCAAAAAAGAAAAAGGCCAUCCCUAGCUACUGAAGACGUACUAAAUUAUGGGAAGAGACGUUCAGCCAGGGUAAGGAACACUGGUGGCAGAAAGAAAGAAGAGGAAACCGUGAAUUUCUAUGAUCUUCUGCAGACAUUUUUACCUUCCAGUCUAAAAAAUGUUUCAGAAGAUGAGAGUAUUUCCAUGGAAACAGACUCACAGGACAAAUCUCAGGAUAUAGUCUCGGAAUCAGACAAGUCAGGCAGUAAGACAUCCAAUGUUACCAUGGCAACAGAAGAAUGGAAUGAAAUGGAGAUGGUCAAGACUUUCUUAGAUAAUUGUAUCAAAAACACAGGAUUUCUUGACAUGUGUUGUAGCUUCCUUCACAUUCUAGCUAGACACUGCAAGGUUCAAUGGCCUGAAGGCUUGAGUGAGGUAUAUAUAAAGAUGUACAAUAGGGUACGGAAACAUAUGUACAUUCCUAACGUGUUUGAGAUGAAAGACUCACCAAAAUUAUACCAGAGACUUGCACAGGUCAUUCUUGUACAACUUGAGUUACUAUUAGAUAGGUGGUUAAUUGACAGAUCAAAAGCUAGUGGGUCUGCCCUCAUGUCACCGAGAAGUGCAGGUCACCAUGAUUUAUCACAGGAUGAUGUACCUGACUAUUUUAAUGAGGACAUCUGGUAUUUAACAGUACUGUGUGGCUAUAGUGAAACACUAGAAGGUAUUUGGAUAGAUCACUGUAUAAGAGUAUAUUGGUUGAAAUCCAGAUACUCUGUUUUGAGAAACAACAUGGAGGAUGCAGUACUCUACCUUGAUAUGAACAAAGAGUAUCUUGAGUAUGGGAAGGAAGAAUUCAACGUAGAAAAUUCCCAUCUUCCAAACUGCAAGAUAGACAACUUUGUGGAUCUAGAUAUAGUGGUAUCACAGCAGGAUAUGUUACAACAGACAAGAUCUGUUGAGGAAACAGAGAAGUUGUACGAGAAAAAAGACUACAAGAAGGUUGUUGAAAUACUGGUGCAGAACUUCAGUGCCGAAAAACAAAAGAUAAUGAAGAUAACAGAAGAUAAGACAGAGAGACAGGCACAGUUAAUUAUGUUACAGGAGGCUCUGUUUGAAACACACGAUUAUAAUAAUUGUUUAUUAUGGGGAGAGGAAGGGUUUAAUGAGUGUUAUAAGAUGUCAAGACAAGGAAGUAAGUCGGAGGAAACUAGCAGCUGGAACAAAACUAUGAUCACAAUAUUCUCAUAUCUGCAAAGGAUAUUUGAGAAGAAUGUUUCUAUAUCUGAUGCAUUAACAUCUUCAAAUAUAAUCAGGUUUUCUCAGAACUUGAUACGGUUGAUAGAUCUAAACAUGUCACUACCGGAAAGUAUGACCACGAUGGCUGUGGAUACAGUUAUACCCUGGAUAUUACUGUAUUAUAUAAUCAAACAAGAAGAGGAUAAGUUAGAAGAAGCAAGAUUGAAGGGAGAUAGUGUGGAAGAAAAAACUGAAGAAAAUAUGUCAUCAUCAUAUAUGUUACUAAAUAUAGCUCAUGAUUAUCUGGGAAGGUUCCAACCUCGCAAGAUUCUUGUUUGUGAGAAAGAUAUCCAGUUAGCUUACAUAUUGUCUGUGGUUCCACUCAGUCGUUCAUGGUGUAACCAAAAAAAGCUAUGUGCAAGGAACCAGUGUCAAAAAUUCCAAGAGGAGUACCAGCAAGCAUUUGAACAAUGUGUGUAUUGUCUGUUUGGUCAUCCUAACAAAAAGGGAAAGGCUAAACAUUUACAGGACCACAAUGCCAGCAAUAUAAGUUUACAAUGGGACCAUGCUGUGGAUGUGUUUGAGUAUUUCAAGCCAAAAACACUUCCAGAGUUUGAUGGAUAUAGAUCAGAAACAAUCAGUGCAGAGGUAGAGUUUUUAUUGAAGAGGAUUACUGUGUUAAUUCCUGAAAGCUGUAAAACUAUGGGUAUACCUGUUGAUGAUAUACAGAGUUAUAUAGAGGGAACAAACAGUAUAACACCAGCAAUACAAGAUGGUAGACAAGUUACACUACCUGUAGUUGAUGCUAUAUAUUACUUGUUGGCAGAUUAUUACCUCAAGAACAAAGAAGCUGUGUAAGUUUUAUAUUUU
Molecule: messenger RNA, 4666 nt
Organism: Ruditapes philippinarum (Manila clam)
Lineage: Eukaryota; Metazoa; Mollusca; Bivalvia; Venerida; Veneridae
Product: calcineurin-binding protein cabin-1-like
Exons: 30
Coding region: 110-4654 (1514 amino acids)
Biological process (GO): chromatin organization
Cellular component (GO): nucleus
Molecular function (GO): nucleosome binding; protein binding
Source: RefSeq, a predicted model, not a curated record